AUGGAAGGAACGAAGAAUCACUGUGAGGUAGUUGUGUUACCCAAAAAGGUGACUGUUAAUACAGAAGAGGGUUAUGUCCUUAACUUUUUGUCAGCAGCAUUGUUGCCAACACCAACCCGGGACAGUGAAGCCAAGAUAUACAUUGUUCUCGAGAAUAACCAAAAGAGAUUGCUUGCCUUCUUAAGUGAGAAGCUUGGGAUCUACCAGGAGAAGAUACAUUGUGAGGUUAGCGAAGAGAAGGUGAUUUUCGAGAUGAGAGGGAAGGGAACCGUCCAUCUCUUUGGUGUAACUGAUGUCACCAUCGACGAGUGCUGCUCAUGUGACGACAUGUGCGAUAUGGAGGAAGAAGACCCAGAGGACAGUGAUUUUGUUGAAAAGGGCGAGGUCGAUGAAGGGAUGGAGUGUGAGGAUGAUGAUGAGUAA
Entamoeba invadens IP1 is the source of this 423-nucleotide messenger RNA. RefSeq lists its product as hypothetical. The record is from RefSeq and is a predicted model, not a curated record. The coding region runs from base 1 to 423 and encodes 140 amino acids. The transcript has 2 exons. NCBI's taxonomy places the organism in Eukaryota, Evosea, Mastigamoebida, Endamoebidae.